Aspergillus vadensis CBS 113365 is the source of this 669-nucleotide messenger RNA. RefSeq lists its product as uncharacterized. The annotation marks the transcript as partial. The record is from RefSeq and is a predicted model, not a curated record. NCBI's taxonomy places the organism in Eukaryota, Fungi, Ascomycota, Eurotiomycetes, Eurotiales, Aspergillaceae. The transcript has 2 exons.
AUGUGCGUGGACGCCGAUGACACCGCGAAAGCAUUAUUGCUCUUGAGACUGUUGGGAUUACAAGCAUGUCCAGAUUCCCUAAUCGGCAAAUUCGAAUCACACGAUCAUUUUCUGACCUUUGGAAUCGAGCGAAACCCAAGCAUCAGCACUAACGCUCAUAUCCUACUGGCCCUCCUUCACAUGGAAAAUAAUAGCACAUACAUUUUCCAGAUAGAAAAGUGUGUUCGGUUCUUGUGUCGUGCGUGGUGGGAGUCGGAUGGCUUUCUUCAAGAUAAAUGGAAUAUAUCGCCCUACUAUCCCGUUAUGUUGAUAUGUGAAGGGAUGGUGGACUAUAUACAUAAAUGGGACAGUGGCGAUUUUGCUACAUCCAAUAGCACUGGCCUAGAUCCCCGAGUGCCGCUGGUUGUUCACCAAGCGUUGACUAAGCUCCUCCAAACCCAAAAUGCUGAUGGAUCCUGGGGACCGCGAUCCAGCCUUGAAGAGACGUCGUAUGCAACAUUGGCCAUAAAGAGUCUCCUGACACUACCGUUCACAGCUGAGCUGCGAGAUGCCUCCCUCACUGCUAUUGAACAAGCAGAGUCGUACCUACGAUACACAUACAGUCGUGGUUACAUUUCGGUCAGAGAACGGCUCUGGAUUGACAAAACCCUUUACAGCAUUGAAACAGUU